Molecule: messenger RNA, 621 nt
Organism: Saprolegnia parasitica CBS 223.65
Lineage: Eukaryota; Oomycota; Saprolegniomycetes; Saprolegniales; Saprolegniaceae
Exons: 2
Coding region: 1-621 (206 amino acids)
Molecular function (GO): protein binding
Source: RefSeq, a predicted model, not a curated record
AUGAGCUGCUUGGUUGUGCUCUCGAACGCCGACCUCGUCGAGCGCGUCCUCGCGUACCAGCCCGGCGUCCCGCUCGCCGCCCGCGCCUUCAUUGCCGCGUGGAAGCAACUCGGCUUGCCGCACACGGUGUCCGACUACGCGAGCAAGGUCGGCGACGUGGCGAUGCUGCGCCGCCUCGCGUCGUGCGGCCACGGUGCGCUGACGCCCAAGGCCAUGGACUGGGCGGCGAUGCACGGUCACAUCGAUGCCGUCCGCUACCUCCACGAGACCCGCCACGCCGCGUGCACAGUCGACGCGCUCGACCAAGCGGCCAAGAACGGCCACCUCGGCGUCGUCAAGUACCUCUGCAAGGAACGCAGCGAAGGCUGCACCUCGAACGGGUAUCUCUGGGCUGCAUCGCACGGCCACGUUGACAUCAUCGUCGUUCUCAGUGCGCACCAUCCGCACCAGCAAUGGAACGGCGCGCUUGCAAUCGAGCGGGCGACCGCCGCGGGCCAUGUCGCCAUGGUGCAGUGGCUCUUACCGCGACAGUCGCCGCUCACGCUCCAGUCCGUGCUCAAGAUCGCCGUGUACCACGGACACGUGGCCAUUCUGCAGCUCCUUCUGCGCUCAGGACCAUGA